GCACUGCGAGACUAUUUGCAAAAACACAACAACUUAUCGGAAAACAGCGAAAUACUUCAAAUUAAACGUUCAAAAUGACUCAGGACAUGCUGCUUGGCAACGAGGAACCGAGCAAAAGCAAGGAAACGUUCCUGGAGAAGUUCUGUCUGUUGGCCAAAGCAGCCACCUCGAAUGCCGCACUGCUCGACGUGAUUCGCCAGGCUCUGGAGGCUCCAAAUGUCUUUGUUUUCGGUGAAUUGCUGGCGGAGCCUUCUGUGGCGCAGCUCAAAGACUCAGAGGAUGCCAAGCACUUUGAGACACUGAAUCUGUUUGCAUAUGGAACGUACAAGGAUUACCGCUCCCAGCCCGAAAAAUACAUCGAACUUAGCCCGGCGAUGCAGAAAAAGUUGCAGCACCUUACCAUUGUCUCGCUGGCCAUUAAGGCCAAGAGCAUUCCCUACGCUCUGCUACUCAGCGAGCUGGAAAUAGAUAACGUUCGCCACCUUGAGGACAUCAUCAUUGAGGCCAUUUAUGCAGACAUCAUCCACGGGAAGCUGUUCCAGAAUACUCGAGUUCUGGAGGUGGACUACGCCCAGGGCCGGGACAUACCGCCCGGCUAUACCAGCCAGAUCGUGGAGACCCUUCAGGCCUGGGUCAACUCCUGUGACAGCGUCUCCAACUGCAUUGACAUGCAGAUUAAAUACGCCAAUGCCGAAAAGUCCAAGAGGAUUUUGAACAAGGAGCGAGUAGAACAAGAUCUUAUUAAUUUAAAAAAGGUACUGAAGAGCCAGGCAUCGGACAGUGACGAAAGCAUGCAAAUCGAUACUCACGGACCAGGAACCAGCGGCGGUCUGGGUCAAUCGGAGCUACGCAAGAAGCCCUCGAAGCUAAGGAAUCCACGCAGUGCGGCUGCAGUUGGCCUGAAGUUCAGCAAGUGAGUGGAGUCUUGUCGAGCGGAUGUGGGUGGAUGUGGCAGGGCGCCAGUCAGCUGCAAGGACGAGUGCAACACCACGUGGCACCCGAAAGGCGGAAUCUGCUCUGCACUGAUGGGGGGACGAGAACUUAUCACCUAAUAUAAUCACAGGAAAAUUCAUCUCAAUUUAAUAAACAAACGGCGGCUGCCAGCAGAAUGGAUUCCAUAAUUAGCAUCAAAUUGAUCAUGAAACCAAUAAUAAAUCAAAUCUUGUAAUAAUGAAAAUAUGAA
Molecule: messenger RNA, 1183 nt
Organism: Drosophila bipectinata
Lineage: Eukaryota; Metazoa; Arthropoda; Insecta; Diptera; Drosophilidae
Gene: CSN7
Product: COP9 signalosome subunit 7
Biological process (GO): COP9 signalosome assembly
Cellular component (GO): COP9 signalosome
Source: RefSeq, a predicted model, not a curated record